UCGGAAUAGAAAAUAAAAUACUCUCGCCGCCAGCGGAAUCAGCUCCUUGUGUUUCAUCUUCUUCUCACAAAAUCCGAAUUCGAAAAAAAAAAGGCACAAAAAACCGGAACAACGUAACCAUAGUGACUGAGUCGGAGACAGUGACAACUGAGAACGGAAGAGAUAGAGAUAGCGAUUACCGACCAACGCUACAAAGUUUUUAGUUGUUAGAUGGUGGGAUUUAAGAACAGGUACAUCCUUAUAGAGGUGUUUCUGGAUCCAGACAAGGAUCUGCUUGGAGAAGGAACCCCUAUCAUUCUUACCAAAUUCAACCUCUCCGAAGCCAUCAAAGACAGCAUUCUCGUAAACUUCGGCGAGUGCGGUCUCGGCUCUUCUCUUGGUUCCUUGGAGGUGAAGUAUGUGAACCCAAUCACAAAGCUAUGCAUCGUAAGAUCAUCUAGAGAUGAUCACAGACAAGUUUGGUCGGCGAUGACUUUGGUCAGAAGCAUCGGAAACUGUCCAGUGAUCUUAAACUUGCUCUAUAUCAGUGGCUGCAUCAGGGCUUGUAAAGCGACAACCUUGUUAUGCGACAAGAAGAAGUUCGAGCAGCAGAGGAAGAGAUGAACAACUAUAAAAAAAUCAAACUAUUGAAACAUUGAAGACGUAGAGCAAUGUAAUCUCAAAUGAGCCAAUCAUUGUACAAGAGGAGUGCCACGUGUUCGGAUGAGCCAAUUACUGGAUUAUCCAAACUACAAGAAAACUAAACACUUUUUGCAAUCUAAACUCUCCAAUCACGACACAAAGUAGUGCCACGUGGCAAUAACCCACCUCACCUUCUUCUUCUUCUUCUUCCUCAGACCACCCAAGGACACAUC
Eutrema salsugineum is the source of this 854-nucleotide messenger RNA. RefSeq names its product probable ribonuclease P/MRP protein subunit POP5. Lineage: Eukaryota; Viridiplantae; Streptophyta; Magnoliopsida; Brassicales; Brassicaceae. Gene Ontology annotation, biological process: tRNA 5'-leader removal. Gene Ontology annotation, molecular function: ribonuclease P RNA binding. The transcript has 2 exons. Bases 211 to 603 code for a protein of 130 amino acids. The record is from RefSeq and is a predicted model, not a curated record. Gene Ontology annotation, cellular component: ribonuclease P complex.